Molecule: messenger RNA, 7364 nt
Organism: Lutra lutra (Eurasian river otter)
Lineage: Eukaryota; Metazoa; Chordata; Mammalia; Carnivora; Mustelidae
Gene: CSNK1G1
Product: casein kinase 1 gamma 1
Exons: 14
Coding region: 398-1903 (501 amino acids)
Biological process (GO): endocytosis; signal transduction; peptidyl-serine phosphorylation
Cellular component (GO): cytoplasm; plasma membrane; nucleus
Molecular function (GO): protein serine/threonine kinase activity; ATP binding
Source: RefSeq, a predicted model, not a curated record
CCUCUCCUCCCUCCCGCUCCUGGGAAAGAGAGAAGCCACCCCUGCGGGUGGCUGGAGAAGCACUCGGCGCCUCCGGGAGGGUACCGCGCCCGCCCAAUCUGAGCCUCGGAGCACUGCCGGACCAGGAGGACAGUUGUGAAGCCAGUGCACUUUCGAUUCAGUGGGGCUGAAUGGGUGAGUUACCAAAUACCCUCCUAUGUUUGAGAUCCACAGACUACAUGCCCUACAAGAACAAAUCAAUGAUUUUUCAUCUCCUGGAGAUACAUUAGAAACAUAAAUAUGGUGUCAAAAGAUCUCCUUACUUUUCUCUGACUACGGUUUAUUUGGACGUACUUUUGUAUUGAAGAGAAUUAUACGGACUGAGGCUACUUGUGCAGAGACUCUGUCGUGUAAAAUCAUGGACCAUCCUAGUAGGGAGAAGGAUGAAAGACAACGGACAACUAAACCCAUGGCACAAAGGAGUACACACUGUCCCCGACCAUCUGGCACCUCAACGUCCUCUGGGGUUCUUAUGGUGGGACCCAACUUCAGGGUUGGCAAGAAGAUAGGGUGUGGGAACUUCGGAGAGCUCAGAUUAGGUAAAAAUCUCUACACCAAUGAAUAUGUAGCUAUCAAACUGGAACCAAUAAAAUCACGUGCUCCACAGCUUCAUUUAGAGUACAGGUUUUAUAAACAGCUCGGCAGUGCAGGUGAAGGUCUUCCACAGGUGUAUUACUUCGGACCAUGUGGGAAAUAUAAUGCCAUGGUGCUGGAGCUCCUUGGCCCUAGCUUGGAGGAUUUGUUUGACCUCUGUGACCGAACUUUUACUUUGAAGACGGUGUUAAUGAUAGCCAUCCAGUUGCUUUCUCGAAUGGAGUAUGUGCACUCAAAGAAUCUCAUUUACCGAGAUGUGAAGCCAGAGAACUUCCUGAUUGGCCGACAAGGCAAUAAGAAAGAGCAUGUUAUACACAUUAUAGACUUUGGACUAGCCAAGGAGUACAUUGACCCUGAAACCAAAAAACACAUACCUUACAGGGAGCACAAAAGUUUAACUGGAACUGCAAGAUAUAUGUCUAUCAACACGCAUCUUGGCAAAGAGCAAAGCCGGCGGGAUGAUUUGGAAGCCCUAGGCCAUAUGUUCAUGUAUUUCCUUCGAGGCAGCCUACCCUGGCAAGGACUCAAGGCUGAUACAUUAAAAGAGAGAUAUCAAAAAAUUGGUGACACCAAAAGGAAUACUCCCAUUGAAGCUCUCUGUGAAAACUUUCCAGACCAAGAUAGGUUUUAUCACUUUCAUUUGGGUCAUAAAGAAAACACCAGAUAUUCUUGGCUUGGUCCAGAGCUUCUCGCCAUGGGAAGCAUUCAGCUCGUGAACAUGGCCUUUCACCUCUUUUCUACAGAAGAGAUGGCAACCUACCUGCGAUAUGUCAGGCGAUUAGACUUCUUUGAAAAACCUGACUAUGAGUAUUUACGGACACUCUUCACAGACCUCUUUGAAAGGAAAGGCUACACCUUCGACUAUGCCUACGAUUGGGUCGGGAGGCCUAUUCCUACUCCAGUAGGGUCAGUUCACGUAGAUUCCGGCGCGUCUGCAAUAACUCGAGAAAGCCACACGCACAGGGACCGGCCAUCACAGCCGCCUCUGCGAAAUCAGACUGCAUCGUCAGAGCGCCGAGGAGAGUGGGAAAUCCAGCCCAGCCGGCAGACCAAUACCUCAUACCUGACGUCUCACUUGGCUGCAGACCGCCAUGGGGGAUCAGUGCAGGUGGUUAGCUCAACCAACGGAGAGCUGAAUGUCGAUGACCCCACGGGAGCCCACUCCAAUGCACCAAUCACAGCUCACGCCGAGGUGGAGGUAGUCGAGGAAGCUAAGUGCUGCUGUUUCUUUAAGAGGAAAAGGAAGAAGACUGCCCAGCGCCACAAGUGACCAGUGCCUCCCAGGAGUCCUCAGGCCCUGGGGACUCUAACUUGAUUGCACCUGCAGCUCCUGCCACUUUUCACUGGAAGGGACUCCUCUGUGGGGGAGGGUAGAGAUCCAAACCAAAAAGAAGAAAACAGAUGCCCCCAGAAGGAGCCAGUGCGGGCAGCCAGGGCCCAGUAGGUCAUUGGCCACCCCGCCUGCCUAAAGCUCUGAGCAGGUCCCAGAGCUGCUGCUCCUCCACUGAUUGCCCUUGGGGGGCUGCCUGGUUGACUCUCCUUCCUAUUGUUUACAGUGAAGGUGUCAUUCACAAAAACUCAAGGACUACUAUUACUAUUCUCUUCCCUCCCCGGUAGUUUACUCCUGGUUCUUGCCCAACCCUCAACCCUCUCCAGCAGAGAAGCUAGUGAGUUACAGGCUUUGUCUGCUGAAGGCUCUCCAGAGGCGGGGGGUGUGGCCAAGGAGGCAGGGGGAAGAGGCAGGCCUGGGCAGGAGAAGAACCUUCUUCAGCUACCAGGGUGCCUGGCAGUAUGUGGCUCCCUCCUCCUCUGUGCCUGCACAGCCCCCAGCCCCAGCUGGCCACGGGGUGCAGGUUCCUCCCUCCCCUGCUCCCUCCUAUGAAGUUACACUGUUGGACAAGCUGUGAGAAAUCUGCAGUCUACUGUCCCCGCGUGCUGGCAUUCUUCGCUCUCUUGACAAGCGAACUCUGUUCUCCAGAUGGUAGUAGGACAAUACAAAUUGUUCUGAGCAAAGGAAAAAAAAACUGACUUUAUUGCACUUUUAGUUUUUGUUUUUGUUUUGUUUUUUAACAAAAAAUAUGGCAGAUGCAUAUUGUGUCUGGUUAUAUUGGGAGUUUUACUGUUUUUGUUUUGAGGGGGAUGGGGCCAGCCAAGCCAUUCAGAGAGAACAUGGGUCCAGAGGACAUGCUCAGUGGGAAAAGUUGGGUCUGCAGCACCCAGAAGAGAAGAAGCCAAACUCUGUGUCAUUCUGAGUCAACGCUCAGGUUGGCAAGGAAACAUACUUGAAUACUCAUUCAUCUUCUCAACUGCUGAAGAAUGUCCCUACCAGAGCCUCUUGACCUCAUCAGCCUACAGUUUGGACACCCUUGCUCUCCGGCACAUGGGAUGAUCCAGCCAAGCCAGACUGUGACCAGAAGGAGAUGCUUGACAAAAAAAUUGGAAAUAAUUAGUUUCCUCCACUGCCAGGGACUUCCACCUAAAUAGCCAUGUGACUUCCAUAGUAACUUGGGGGACAGAUUAGUGAUGAAAGAGCCACUGCCAUAUUGCCACUAGUGGACAAGAAGAGGAGGAACGUGAGCCUGCCUUCCAACUGCCAGAGAACCUCAGGAUUUGGUAUCAUAGGGCCAGGAAAUAAAAUCGGCGUGUACUGUCUGCCCCAAUAGCUGAGUGAUAGCUUUUGGGCUGGCCUGCCUUACUAGAAAGCACCCACAGAUCUUCUCCCAGCAGGUCCACAGCAGCAGGCUGAGGACUGAGCAUGUGGGGCUGUCGUGAACAGGAGGAUAAGAUUGGUUGGUACUGGAAAAUUCCAGGGGAAAGGAUAUUGAAAUGAAAGGUCUGAAAUUAUCUUCUCAACUGGAUGUAGACUCCUUCCAAAUAAGAUGGCCACGUAUCAAGAGCAUAUUUUCCCCAGUCCACUGUCGUCGGCCUUCCCAUGUGAGGUAGUCAGCGAACCUACUACCGUGAAGGGUCUUGGUUCUUCAUUCACUGCUUGGAAAGUCAUCAAUAUGUGGAGUUAAUCUCAUUGUGCUCAAUUUUCAUUUGAGCUCAGCGGAUUUGCAAACAGUGAUCUCAUUCCAGAUGUGAUAGAGGAGAAAGAAUCACGUCAGGGAACAAGGCCUUGUGUCUGGGAGUAGGGAGAGCUAACCAUGGAGGACCAGAGGCUGGCGGUUUGGGGAACACAGAAAUCAGUGCCUCUGGCUUGAGGUGGAGGGCCAUCUUUUGGACUGGAGGAUGUGGGGAUACUUUCUGGUAGUUGGCAUGUCCUGACAAGUCCCUUGAUGCAUCUCACAUGGAGCAAAAAUAGCAGUCGCAUGGAUCAGAGUUUCUGGGCUUUAGCCGUUCCAUUGGGCCUUGGCUAGGAAGUAUCACUUUACUGGCUCCAGACCCGCUCAGCUCAUGUGUAGAUCGUGAUCUUUCAUUUCUUUAAAAGAAAUUUUCCUGUAUACAGAACAGAGUGACUGGGAGACACAGUGUCACAUCCCUUUUCCACAAGGAUUUUGACUAUUGCUUCCUCGAUAUUACCUAGUGGUUAAGGCACCAUCAUGGAAACUUAUUUCUUAAUUGGCAUUUGGGCAACUUGAACUUCCUGUAUAGUAUCUUUAACUUCCUUAUCCCUUGUCUCUCUCUCAAAGGAGGGCAAGGGAAAGUGGUGACAAAGCCUCUAGCAUCCUGGCACUCCAUACCCACUAAGUGCCUCCCCACCUCUGCUUCCACAAAAAAGCAAAGGCAGUGACCAGCUUGGCUCAGGGCAGGCCCCCCUGCAGCUGGGUUUGUGACUUUAUUUUGGGCUUAAAUGUUUUUAAAGGCUAGCUCUUGAGGGGUUUAAACCUAAGCAGUUAUGGGGGUUCCUUCCUAAUGCACUGUUCUUUCUCUGUCCCCCCCCCACAUCUCUUACUAGGUAUGUGAUUUUCAUAACAAAGGCCAUUAGCACUCCAAGGUGGUCCCAGACCCCAGAGAAAUUCUAUUGCGAUCUUCCUGAAAAAUAAAAAGACUACCUAAGGAAUAAUUUGGCCAUCAGUACCAUCCCCACCAGCACAUCAGGGCUCCCUCCUCCACCCGUUUGCUAUAUUUGCUUAGCGCUGUGCCUCAGCCAGGCCCCCGAGGCUGGGCACCCCCUCCACCCACCAGCCACCCCAGUCCACUCACUGCAGUUUUUUGAGCUUUCUCCAUUUCUCAACAUGGUGCCUAGGGAUCUUUUCUUUGGGAUUGUUGCGGUUGCUUCUGAGUUAGCAGUAAGUACUAACAGCAUCUGUUCAUUAAAAAACCCUUACUACAUGCCACCAGGAGUUCUCCCAAGCCCUGCGGCCCCUCUGGCAUUGUGUCCUGAGCAGAUUGAGGGAGGCAGGCCAGCGAUCCAGCCAGGCAUAAACGGUCCUUCUGUAUGCCCAGAGGAUGACCGGCGUCUGCGCAGUCGGGCGUUGCAAGGGUUGAACCCUUGCCGCACACACGUGCCAUUUCCCGGGGAUCUCACUCUGGACUCCUCUGCAAGGGCAGGCAGUGUGCCAGCAGCCACUAUGCUCUCGUGACCGCCUUAAUGAACAUUCUGCUGUACUGGGUCUGUCUAGGAGUAAACAGAGUCUAAGAAGGUACAAGUCAAGGGACUCGGCUGACCUCCAGUUCAAGUUCCAUUUCACUCUGACCCGCAGGGGCAACAGGAGAUGGCAGGAUCCUGGAGUUUUCAGUAGUGGUGUCGAUUUAUCUGUUUAUGUCCAUGAACUCCGAUUACAAAGAAAACAGCCCCCGCCAGAAGCCAGAAGAGGGUCCAUCGCCUCUUUAUCCCAACGUAGUUCACUGGAAGUGUAUGCUGAUGGUGCAUAUUCAGUGUUGAUUCUCAGUGCGAGUAACCAUCUUUAAUGUCAGAAAUACGCAGUGAUGGUAAUGUAUGUCGGAGUGGUUACUAAAGAUCAUAGCCUUAAAUUUUUCAUAUGCAAAAGAAGAAUUUAUCCCCCCCUCCCCCCGCCCAGUGAGCAAGCAUGGCCUGCGUUUCUCAAAAACAGCCCAGAAAGCAUCUCAAAGGAACGUAUUCUUCUAAUGCAUCUCUCCCAAUUCCACCUGCUUCGUGUGUGUCCCAGUCACCUCUUCCAUUUUCAUAUUUAAGCCAGUUUUCCAUCCCCAGUGAGUUGCCCUGACAAUAUCCUCUCCAGUGUCAGCCACGUUAGGGCUAGAGUCCCUCAGAUUGGGAGCUUAGGGAACCAUCUGGCCAACAUUGCCUUUGCCAGUCCACUGCCACCCUCCCCACACUGCCCCAAGCUGGGUGGAUGAAUUCCAGCAACCCUUAGGGAGCCAGCGUCACAUGGCACCCCAUCUGGAUUGGCCAUAUGAGCAACAGGCACUUGUCUCUGGGGUUCUUGCUUUUGCCAACUUCAGACCUCUGGGAAAGCCCUGUCUAGAGAUUGAUGGCCAGUGACUCCCAGUCUUCCCUGUGAUGGGUCGGCAGGAAUCGAAAUGAGAUCCCUCUAGUUUUGUUGUCUUGCUUGGGGGCUGGGGUGGGGGGGAGGGGUGGCUUCGUUUCUGAAUCUUAAAAAAAGGAAACCACGGCCCUUGUGAGGGUUUACAGAGUUUUGAGCAGUUUUUAGCCACAAAUAAGGAAUCUUGAAAGUCUUCAAUCAAUUAAGCAGUCUUAAAAACAGGUUUCUCAUAACUACUUUUGCAGGUGACUGAGUGCAAAAGAAUAGGUUUCUCCAUUGUAUUCAAAAUAGUAAGUAGGUUCCCUGGAUAUAGACAGUAGUAGUUGACAGAUUUCCUUAAAAAGCAACCAGGAAGUCCACCCCAGUAUUUGUAGAUCAGCUUACAAAGGAAAAAGUGAACGUGUACUCCAUAUAUUUUUAGUUUUGUUACCAAACUUGAUGUUAUAAAGAAACCUCGUUCUGUGGACAGAAUUUCUUUUGUUACUUUCCUCCUCUUUGUCCUCACAAUCAUAUUUCCAGUGCCAUCACCACCUUCAGUGUCUCAGAGCAGAGGGUUAUCCAUGGUAAUAAGUGGGGGUGCAGUGCACUCAUCCCGGUAACACACGAGGACAGCUGCCUGACUGCCCCUUCCCUGCAAACCCCCCUCUUUCAGGGCAGGUGAGACAUUUUCAGUGUUCCUCUUCAUGAGCUCCAGACCAAAUCCCAGGCCAGCCCUUGCACCGAAAGCUUUCUUUAAGAGGUUUGUCAAUCUGUUAGGAAUGUCUCAGGAAAAAUGAGCCAUUUCUUUGGGGGGAAAUACACUUACAAAUGGGUGUAUAUGUGGUUGCACUUGUAUGCCUGUGUGUGUGUGUGUGUGUGUGUGUGUGUGCACGCGCAUUCGUGCACAUUCUCAUCUGUGCAGUUCACUUCCAUAAAGACUUACAGCCCAGGCCGCUGGGAACAUGUGUUACUGCAUAUUCUCAGAAGUAAACAACUAACAAGUGAGCUUCUCGAAUUAGUGUCACAGGAAGCUGGCUCUGGGAAUGAGCCCCAUUUAUCGAGCAGAAGAGUAAACAGCAGAAAAGAUAAGAGAUGAAACCAAAAAUAUAACCACCCCCCCAAUGGAAAGUAAUGUUGAUUCAUCAAUUCCCAUUGGAUAUAUUACAUGCUCUAAUUUAUUAUAUUAUUAUUUUGUCUGUUUCUUUAAUCUUUGCCCAUUGUACUUUAAAAAAGAUGUUGGGAUUUGAUUGCAAUUUUUUUAAGACUAGAUGAUGUAUAAAUCAGCUGUGGAAAUCAGUUUUAAUUGCUGUGUGGAUGUGUCUGAUUAUUGUUAAAUUUUUUUUU